CAUCAGCAGUAUUUAAAAAAACACUUGAUAAAUAUUAAACAAACCUUAACAGUACAAGAAUACACCUCAAAGUUUAGAAAUUUGUCGAAGCAAGUUGAAAAAAUAUAUGAGGCAGAUAAAAUUCUCAAUUUCAUAGAAGGUUUGAAACUAGCAACCAAGGCAGAAAUUAGCUAUUGUGUAUCUAAAAGUUUGGAAGAAGAAAUUCAUUUGGCAACAAUAUUUAAUACUAUGAUAUAUAAUAUUGGCAAAAUAGGACAUCAAGUUUUAAGAGAAUCCAAAGUUAAUAAUUUGAAAAUAAACAUCUUAGAGAAUAUUGAGACAACACCAAUAGAACUUGAUAAGACUAAAGUAAAAAAAUUUCAAGGAUACAAAAAAUGA
Cetraspora pellucida is the source of this 378-nucleotide messenger RNA. Lineage: Eukaryota; Fungi; Glomeromycota; Glomeromycetes; Diversisporales; Gigasporaceae. The record is from the annotation of a GenBank genome assembly.